This is a messenger RNA of Mercenaria mercenaria, 688 nucleotides long. RefSeq lists its product as uncharacterized. The coding region runs from base 145 to 483 and encodes 112 amino acids. The record is from RefSeq and is a predicted model, not a curated record. The transcript is spliced from 4 exons. Lineage: Eukaryota; Metazoa; Mollusca; Bivalvia; Venerida; Veneridae.
AUCGUGUACUGAUGACAACGAUAAAACAAGCCGACAGCGAUAAUUUGCACCAAACUUAGUCGUAAUUUUGAAGAAACUCCACAUCAUCGAGCUGAAAGAAAAAAGUAUUUUAAGGCUGAAUGUUGCUGAUGUAUACCACACGUUAUGAAGACUGGCGGAUUGUUAUUUAGUGUGUGUGUUUGCUUAGCUAUCCUGCUCCUCAUAGAUUGUAUAAGUGAGGCACAUUCAGCGAGGGUGCAGUACCAGUACAAGAAAUACACUUACAGAAAGAAGAGAGAUGAUAAAAUCUAUAAGAAUGCUAAGCAGCCGUGUGAUGUGAAUCCAGAUUGUCUUGCAAAGCGAGGAGCAGAGCAAGCUAUUUGUAUACGCCAAUGCAUCUCAGAUUUCUGUUACAAAGAUAUCUACUCAGCAGACGAGCUUGAAGAAGGUGAAAUUGAUGUUAGACUGAAUUCCUUCAAAGGUUGUGUUGCGCAAAGAAAAUAGAGGUUCACAGACUUACAAAAUAUAUUCAGUUCCAAUAGUGUACAUAUCGUUCUGUCAAUUUGCUAUCUUUCUUGUUAAUGAUUUUACCUAAUGUUUUAAUUUCUGUCAAGAACACAAGAAAUAAUUUUUGCUUUACUGCUAGCAUCACUCAUAAAUAAAAGCAGCUUUCUUGCCAAAGAAAAGACAUAAUAGAGCAGUGUUUGUA